GAAAGCCACAUGUUUAUGCUUAAAUAUUUCACAUUUAUAGUCCUUUUAAUUACUGGACAAGUUCGGUGCAAUGAGUUUUCCAACACAGUUCCAGAUAAAACCUAUGCCGCCUCAACUUCAGAACUAAUGAAACUCCUUGAAGUUGAGGAUAAGCUGGUCGAGAACCUAAGUGGCUACGUGGAUGAGCUGAAAAAGAAGCUAAGCAUAGUAGAAAAAUCCUUAAGUAAUUUGAAAGCUAAGCACAUCCAAAUAAAGAUGGAUUAUGAAACGUACUUGGGAAACCCUUUAAACAGCUUCAGUUUAAUUUAUCGCCUUACUUCGGGCUGGAAAGGUUGGCUACAAUACACCUCGGAAGCACAGAAUGGAGAAUUGACACAUAUUGAUAAAGCCGACCGCAUGCGAACUCAGCUACCGACCUUCUUCGACUUACAAAUGGCGUCCCGGGGCAUCGAUGAGCUGAUGUCCUUUUAUAAGCUAAAGCCCGAGGAGCUAGUAGUUGGGAACUUAUCAGGAUACUUACGCCCAGAAACUGCUCUGUCGUCUCUGGAUUGUUAUGCUCUUGGGGAGUUUUGUGUAAAAAUUCGAAAGGAUGCACUAGCCGAAGCCUGGUUUAAUGCCUCUCUAACCCAAUUUAAGGAAAAUAAUUCCGUUUACAAUAUUUAUGGUUUUACCACAACCAAGUACUAUCCAUCGAAUAGUGCAUGA
This is a messenger RNA of Drosophila bipectinata, 705 nucleotides long. The record is from RefSeq and is a predicted model, not a curated record. NCBI's taxonomy places the organism in Eukaryota, Metazoa, Arthropoda, Insecta, Diptera, Drosophilidae.